GCCGAGCCGAACAGAGAGCAGCGCGCCGGCCGCGCUCCCCGUGCCUACAGCGCCUCCACGCCCGGCGCUGCGCAGCCUCCCGCCUUAUUACUGAUAGUGCUGCUGUGAAAGUUCUAACGUGGACAAUUUUAGAAAACAUCUGCAUGCGUUUCUCUUAGGGCUGUACGCUCCAGGCCUCAAUGAGGAGCCCAAACAUGGAGAUGUUCAAGCAGCAGAAGGUGGAGGACUUUUAUGACAUCGGGGAGGAGCUGGGGAGAUAUUUUGAAGUUCUGAUAGCAACACAAGGCAGCGGCCAGUUCGCCAUCGUGAAGAAGUGCCGAGAGAAGAGCACGGGGCUGGAGUACGCAGCCAAGUUCAUCAAGAAGCGGCAGACACAGGCCAGCCGGCGGGGUGUGUGCCGGGAGGAGAUCGAGCGGGAGGUGAGCAUCCUGCGGCAGGUGCUGCAUCCCAACGUCAUCACGCUGCACGACGUCUUCGAGAACCGCACUGACGUGGUGCUCAUCCUCGAGCUAGUGUCCGGAGGAGAGCUCUUCGACUUCCUGGCCCAGAAGGAGUCCCUGAGUGAGGAGGAGGCCACCAGCUUCAUUAAGCAGAUCCUGGAAGGGGUGAACUACCUUCAUGCCAAGAAAAUUGCUCACUUUGAUCUCAAGCCAGAAAACAUUAUGUUGUUGGACAAGAAUAUUCCCAUUCCACACAUCAAGCUGAUUGACUUUGGCCUGGCUCAUGAAAUAGAAGAUGGAGUUGAAUUUAAGAACAUUUUUGGGACGCCAGAAUUUGUUGCUCCAGAAAUUGUGAACUAUGAACCCCUGGGCCUGGAGGCUGACAUGUGGAGCAUCGGUGUCAUCACCUACAUCCUCCUCAGUGGAGCAUCCCCUUUUCUGGGAGACACGAAGCAGGAAACACUGGCAAAUAUCACAGCAGUGAGUUACAACUUUGAUGAGGAGUUCUUCAGCCAGACCAGCGAGCUGGCCAAGGACUUCAUUCGGAAGCUUCUGGUUAAAGAGACCCGGAAACGGCUCACGAUCCAAGAGGCUCUCAGACACCCCUGGAUCACGUCCAAAGGAGAGAUCAGAACCCCUGAACAGCGCAAGGCAGAGCCCGCCCAGCUGAAGACCGAGCGCCUGAGAGAGUACACCCUCAAAUGCCACUCAAGCAUGCCCCCCGACAACACCUAUGUCAACUUUGAGCGUUUUGCCUGUGUGGUUGAGGACGUGGCUCGGGUGGACCAGGGAUGCCGGGCCCUGGCGGGGGCCCGUGACACCAUCCAGGACGAUGUGGAGACCUUGGUCUCCAUCUACAAUGAGAAGGAGGCUUGGUACCGGGAGGAGAGUGAGAGAGCCCGGCACGACCUGUCCCAGCUCAGGUACGAGUUCCGCAAAGUAGAGUCCUCGAAGAAGCUCCUGCGAGAGGACAUCCGGGCCACGGGGUCCCGCCUCCGGAGCACAGCCAGGAAACUGGACCAUCUGCAGGCGCAAUUUGAAGCCCUGGGGCAGGAGCUCUUGGCAGACUUACAGUGGCUCCAGGAACUGGUGGGCGGCUUCCAGCUGGAGAGUGGGAGCGUGGACAGCUCCAGCUCCGUGUGUUGCCAGGACUCCAGUGAGUGCCUAAGGGAGCUGCUCAACAGAUCAUGCAGUGAGGAAGUCUAGGCCAGCUUGAAGCUCUGAGCACCAGAAUCGAGUCAGGAAUGCAUCCUGGAUGGUUUGCUGAAGCCUGUUCCCAACUGCCCUGCCGGGGCAUCGACUAGAAUUCUCCUGCAGGGGUGUGUGUCUGUAGCAUAGCCUUCCACCCCCUUCCCAGAAUCCAGAAUCACGGAGGGGCUAGCUAGUUAUCCAUUCUGUACCUCCUCUCACCAGCCUGGUUUUCUGGGAGGGUGGCUGGCAGGGCAGCUAAGCUGUUAAAAUGAUUGAGGAAGAACACCCCUCAGUGUACCCUCCUACAGAGGGAGGACAGCUGGCCCUGGAGAGAUACUUGAUAACUAAUUUGUGAUAAUGGAUUUGUUCACAUCUCACUUCCCGCCUUAUAGAUUGCAGGUCUUGGGUAAUAUUCUAGUUAACUAGGGAUAACAGUCAGUUGGCUUGGUGCUUUCCUGCUGCUGAAGGAGGGAUUCUGAAUGCACAGAGAAAAGAUUACUUUUCAUUUACAUUGACUUUUCACUUACCAAGCAUUUAUGGCUUUGAUCCUUAAAGGAACCUAUGAGACAGGAAGGUAGGUGGUAUUAUUAUUGUUGUUACUGUCAUUUCCAUGUAACUGAAGAGGAAAUUGACCUCGAGAGGGAAAACGACUUAGGUUCAUUAAUAGCGAGUUGAUACAGAUGAAACAGAAACCCAGGAUGCCCGACUCUAAGAUGAAGUAUAUGGGAAGAAAUAGGCUUUACUGUAAAAAUCCACGUUAAUAUUAAAGUUCAGAUCCCAGAGGUAAAGUAAGCAUUUUCACGUAUUUUGCCAAGUCAGGUGGAAGCUUUAUACCUUCCGGCAAUUGUCCUAAGAAGUGCGUCCUAGAAGGCACGCAGUUUAUCGUUCCCAUCCAGCUGUG
Messenger RNA from Kogia breviceps (pygmy sperm whale), 2532 nucleotides. NCBI's taxonomy places the organism in Eukaryota, Metazoa, Chordata, Mammalia, Artiodactyla, Physeteridae. The record is from RefSeq and is a predicted model, not a curated record.